Messenger RNA from Aspergillus ruber CBS 135680, 918 nucleotides. RefSeq lists its product as uncharacterized. Bases 40 to 621 code for a protein of 193 amino acids. The record is from RefSeq and is a predicted model, not a curated record. The transcript has a single exon. Lineage: Eukaryota; Fungi; Ascomycota; Eurotiomycetes; Eurotiales; Aspergillaceae.
GACCAAUUAUGAACAUGAUUGAUUUCUUUAAUCUGGACAAUGGAACCGACUAUCACUACUAAGCUGAAGGUAAUUAAUAUGGGACCAACCACGCUGGCCGUAACUCCACCGAUCCCAUAUCCCAUCUGCCCAACGCGUCAACCGCCCCCGAUCCAAAGAACCGAAUCUUCCGUCCAUUGGUACGCAAGGGUGACAACAACAAGACCAGGGGUUCUCUACGACUUGGUCUUAAUAAUCUUCAACAUCAUUGACUCAGUCAUCACUCAUACUAUCAGGAACAUUCUCCGAAGUCACCUCCGUAAUACUUCCGGAGAUUACCAGGACAAGACGACGAUGACCCGGACGACGGCAAACGGACAAACCGGGCGGUAUGAAUGGACCAUGAAUGACUCCACUACUAAGGGGGGGUGGUGGUUGGACUCAGGAAUUAGAACAGAACAAAUUCCAGAAGGAUUUGCAGUCGGUCCGGGUGGGUGCAUUUUCUUCGCCUUCGUAUUAACUGAAAAAAAAAAUUCCUUAGCGCUAGUCAGGGUCCGAAUGAGAAUAGCGGUGGCCAGGAUCAGGCUCGGAAUCAUUACUGAAUCACAUCAUGAAAGGUCAGAGUUUGAUCGGCCACUAUGACUAUCACUUAUCAGUAACUUAUUACUCGUCUUGGACAUGCACUUGUCGGCAGAGUGGUCCGGUAGGUAAAGAAGUCGGAUACGCAAUGCUAUAUGAUUGGUGGCAUGUGUGGUGCUGUGUCUGCUGUGUCUUGCUGUAUCCUGUACAGGAGCAUGGCACAGACGCUACUCCGACCUUAAUGCAGGAAUGUGAUGCAUGCACAUGGCACUUGUAUUACCUUUACUAGUGCAGAAUUGUUAGUCUUGCUUUUAAUCUUACGCUUAGUUUUACAAGUAUGUACGGAGUCUUACAGUGGGG